Trichechus manatus latirostris (Florida manatee) is the source of this 555-nucleotide messenger RNA. It is a transcript of the gene CLEC4G, whose product is annotated as C-type lectin domain family 4 member G. The coding region runs from base 16 to 555 and encodes 179 amino acids. The transcript has 6 exons. NCBI's taxonomy places the organism in Eukaryota, Metazoa, Chordata, Mammalia, Sirenia, Trichechidae. The record is from RefSeq and is a predicted model, not a curated record.
GCCCUGUGCACUGCCAUGGACAACUCCGGGUACAGCAAGUGGAUCGGUGGGCCUGAAGAGGUCCCCAGAGGUUACUGGGGACGCUGGGAGUGCUGGCGGCUGAGGUCCCUCUUGGUGGCACUGGCUCUAGUGGUCGCCGGAGUCCUGUGGGCCCUUGUUCUGAGCAUCCUAUUGUCCAAAGCCUCCACGGAGCGCGAAGUGCUACUCGGCCACCAGGACCUGCUGAGGAGGAACGCCUCGAAGCAGGGGGUGGCGCUGGGCGUCCUGGAGAAGGAGGUCGCAGUCUGCAGGACCUGUUGCUCUGAGGCGCAGGCGCAGCUGCGGACCACGCGGGACGAGCUUCAGGAGGCUCAGAAGAAGCUAAUGGAGCAGGGGAGCGCCCUCAAUGAGCUGCGCGAGCGCGGUGAGGGCGGGCGCCACUGGAACCUGGGGGAGCCCAAUGACUCGCGGGGGCGCGAAGACUGCAUCAUGAUGCUCAACACGGGGCUGUGGAACGACGCACCCUGCGACAGUGAGAGGGACAACUGGAUCUGCGAGAAGAGGCGCAGUUGCUGA